This is a messenger RNA of Choloepus didactylus (southern two-toed sloth), 2490 nucleotides long. It is a transcript of the gene NKX2-1, whose product is annotated as NK2 homeobox 1. NCBI's taxonomy places the organism in Eukaryota, Metazoa, Chordata, Mammalia, Pilosa, Megalonychidae. The record is from RefSeq and is a predicted model, not a curated record. Gene Ontology annotation, molecular function: RNA polymerase II cis-regulatory region sequence-specific DNA binding; DNA-binding transcription factor activity, RNA polymerase II-specific. Gene Ontology annotation, biological process: regulation of transcription by RNA polymerase II; cell differentiation. Gene Ontology annotation, cellular component: nucleus. The transcript has 4 exons. The coding region runs from base 288 to 1571 and encodes 427 amino acids.
UUUACGCCGCCACUUUAAACAAAGAUAUUUGGUUAUUCCCGGGGAAGCAAGUGCACUUUUGCAUGGCUGAGCUCCGGGCGGAGGCGAGCCCCAGCCCAGCCUCCCGCCCAUUGGGUUGCCGGCGCCUGGGGAUUCGCCCCCUCCCCGCCAGCGGGUCCCGCCGGGGUUUAGGCUCAGUCCCGCGCCGCAACAGGCGGGCUAGGAUUCGCGCCGCUCUCUACCCGCGACCUCCCUGAAGCAUCAGAGGGGAAAGCACCGUGGCCCUGGGCUUGGGUGCUGGGGCUGUGAUGUGCUCGGAAAGUCAGCUCAAGCCCCAGAACCCCGCGAGUCCACGCGAUGGGCGAGGGUCGGGGACACCAGGUUUGUUCGAGGCGGGGAGCAGAGGGUGUCCCUCUGACGGCGGCAGAAGAGGCAGACAGACUGACAGACACGCAGACCAACGCCGCCGCCGAAUCAUGUCGAUGAGUCCAAAGCACACGACUCCGUUCUCAGUGUCUGACAUCUUGAGUCCCCUGGAGGAAAGCUACAAGAAAGUGGGCAUGGAGGGCGGCGGCCUCGGGGCUCCGCUGGCGGCGUACAGGCAGGGCCAGGCUGCGCCGCCGGCCACGGCCAUGCAACAGCACGCCGUGGGGCACCACGGCGCCGUCACCGCCGCCUACCACAUGACGGCGGCGGGGGUGCCCCAGCUCUCGCACUCCGCCGUGGGGGGCUACUGCAACGGCAACUUGGGCAACAUGAGCGAGCUGCCGCCGUACCAGGACACCAUGCGGAACAGCGCCUCCGGCCCCGGAUGGUACGGCGCGAAUCCAGACCCCCGCUUCCCCGCCAUCUCCCGCUUCAUGGGCCCGGCGAGCGGCAUGAACAUGAGCGGCAUGGGCGGCCUGGGUUCGCUGGGGGAUGUGAGCAAGAAUAUGGCCCCGCUGCCGAGCGCGCCGCGCCGGAAGCGCCGGGUGCUCUUCUCCCAGGCGCAGGUGUACGAGCUGGAGCGACGCUUCAAGCAACAGAAGUACCUUUCUGCGCCUGAGCGUGAACACCUGGCCAGCAUGAUCCACCUGACACCUACGCAAGUCAAGAUCUGGUUUCAGAACCACCGCUACAAGAUGAAGCGCCAGGCCAAGGACAAGGCGGCACAGCAGCAACUGCAGCAGGACAGCGGCGGCGGCGGCGGCGGCGGGGGCGCCGGGUGCCCGCAGCAGCAGCAAGCCCAGCAGCAGUCACCGCGUCGCGUGGCUGUGCCCGUCCUGGUGAAAGACGGCAAACCGUGCCAGGCAGGCGCUCCUGCGCCGGGCGCAGCGGGCCUGCAGGGCCACGCGCAGCAGCAGGCACAGCAGCAGGCUCAGGCGGCGCAGGCGGCGGCGGCGGCUAUCUCGGUGGGAAGCGGUGGCCAGGGUCUGGGUACACACCCCGGCCACCAGCCGGGCAGCGCCGGCCAGUCUCCGGACCUGGCUCACCACGCCGCCAGCCCCGCGGCGCUGCAGGGUCAGGUCUCCAGCCUGUCCCACCUGAACUCCUCGGGCUCGGACUACGGCACCAUGUCCUGCUCCACCUUGCUAUAUGGUCGGACCUGGUGAGAGGACGCCGGGCCCGUCCUAGCCCAGAGUGCGGCCUCACCGCUCCCCAUCCUGCCCACCACAGACCACCAUCCGCCCGCUGCUCCACGCGCUUCAACUUUUCUUAAGAACCUAUCUCCUUUUAGAACAAGGAAAAACACAAAAGCCAAACUGCUGGGCAUAUUUCUUUUUUUUUCUUUACUAAAUUUUGUGGGUUUUUUUUUUUUUUUUUUCCCUAAAGAAAAUAAUAGACAGCCAAGCGAAUCCAAUUCUUUAAGGAGUCUUUAAACAAAGAAGGACAUAAAGAGAACAGCUUUGGGGGUGUCUCUUAGGUGAUUCUAACGGGUUUUCCACGCCCGGGCGGGGCGCAGUUUGGAGAGGGCUCUACUCUAACAUGGCUCUGGACUCUAAAGAUCGCCAACUUCACUCUUGGUGCACUCUGCCAGCAAAGUGGACUCGCUUGUAAAUACCAGGAUUUCUUUCGAAGGGAGGGCGGGGACUGGGGGAGAGGAAAGACUCUUGGAUAGAACCCACUUGUCACUGGCACAAAGGAAGCGCCCGUUCCCCGGCGCCCUCUGGCCGCCCAGCGCGGCCGGGUCUCCAUGGCCCCAGCGAGAAUUGUCUUGUUUCAUGUGAACUUGUAGCUGUAAAACACUGUCAAAAGUUGGACUAAAGGCCUAGUUUUUAGAAAUCUGUACAUUUUAUUGUAAAAAGAAAAAGAAAAGAAAAAGAAAGGAAGAAACCCAGUUCCUGAUCCUAGCCCCUCACAUUUUCUAUGGGCAUUGACAAAUCUGUGUAUAUUAUUUGGCAGUUUGGUAUUUGCCGCGUCAGUCUUUUGUUGUUGUUGUUGUAACUUAUGUAGAUAUUUGGCUUAAAUAUAGUUCCUAUGAAGCUUCUAAUAAAUUAUACAAAUUUAAAAGAUUCUUUUUCUGAUUAAAAA